Panonychus citri (citrus red mite) is the source of this 1607-nucleotide messenger RNA. Its product is annotated as MFS-type transporter SLC18B1-like. The coding region runs from base 182 to 1543 and encodes 453 amino acids. The record is from RefSeq and is a predicted model, not a curated record. Gene Ontology annotation, biological process: transmembrane transport. NCBI's taxonomy places the organism in Eukaryota, Metazoa, Arthropoda, Arachnida, Trombidiformes, Tetranychidae. Gene Ontology annotation, molecular function: transmembrane transporter activity. The transcript has 8 exons.
UCUGAUUCUCUGUCUUAAUUGAAUUGAAUUAAAUUAUAAUUAAUUACUUUUCACUUUACCAUUAGAUGUAUAACAUUGACCAAAUUACUUAAACCUGAUUAGUUUCUCAGAGAAAAGUUUCAAAGUUUCAAUAAGAAACAAGAUUCAUUGAUUGUCCAUGUGAACAUAAUCAACACUGAACAUGGACUCGAAGAUCGAGAAAAACUUCGUAAGUGUUUCAACGAUGACCUCAACGAAGUCUUUGGACUUGACCGAACAAGAUAAAGGUCAAAAUGAUGAAUCAUCUAAAUUUGUCCAUCGAAAUCAAGUUUUGUUCAUUUUCGCUCUAGUUUUCGCCAAUUUUGCUGAAGCUUCUUGUUUCUCACUUCAAGCACCAUUUUUCCCGAAAUUUGCUGAAGGUAAAGGAGCAACACCGUCGAUUUAUGGCUUGAUUUUCGCGAUUCUCGAAGUAACCAUUUUAUUAUCGGCACCCGUUUAUGGUAAAUUGGUCGCUUAUAUUUCGUGUAAUGUUUUGAUGCAAUUUGGCCUCGCACUUGCUGGAGUCACUGUUAUAUUAUUCGGAUUGACGGUCUACUUACCGUCCGGUUCCAUCUUCAUAACUUGUUGCUUUAUCCUUCGGGUCCUGGACGGACUCGGUGUUUCUGCUUAUCUCACGUCGAGUUAUUCGGCAAUGGCCAAACAAUUUCCCGAUCGUAUUGCCUCAGUUUUUGGUCUCCUUGAAGUGGCAUUUGCCUCUGGAUCGACUUUCGGACCUACUAUCGGGGGCCUACUUUACGAGUAUGGAGGGUAUUUGUUACCUUUUAUGGUUCUUGGGUCUACUUUACUGAUCGCCACUGUGAUUAAUCAUUUCUGUGCACCAAGAAUCGCGAUACCUGAGAUUAGGAAGCCCGUUUCAUUGUCCAAAUUUUUAUCCGACUUCGGGACAAUCGUCGAUUUGUUGAGUAUUUGUGUUACAUUUACAAAUCUUGGUCUAUUAAAUGUUUUCCUCGAACCUCAUUUGCGACAGUUCAAACUUGAGCCAAUUGCACUUGGACUAAUCUUUGUAACCCAAGGACUUGCAUAUGCAACGGCGAGUCCACUUAUCGGAUGGAUUGUCGAUCAUGGAGUUCCACCAAAAGUUAUGAAUCUCAUUUGUUGUCCAAUAUCAAUGGCCGGAGCGAUACUUUUGGGUCCAUUGCCCUUAUUGGAAAUCGACUCGACAAUUGAGUUAAUUGUGGUCUCAUUGUCUCUUAUUGGUAUCGGUGAGGCCGGUAGAGCUCUUUGUGGGUUUGUAUCGGUGCGACGAGAGACAACCGGACGUAGGGGCUUCCAUGAGAACAUUGAGACUUACGGACUUAUCACAAGUACUUUCCUAUCAUGUACUAGCAUCGGCUUUUCAAUUGGCCCUUCAGUUGGUGGAUUAGUUUUGGAAGCGUUUGGAUCGAUCCCAACAACUUUUCUGAUGAUUGGAUUAAACUUGAUGAUGGCAUUACUACUGAUAAUCAACCUGCUAAAUCACAACAAUUGGAAAACAAUAAUUUGGAAUCCAAAUCAACGCAACUAAACAGUUUUCAAUAGCAAAUUUAAAUCUUAUAUUAAAAAACUAUUUGUCUAUCAAUUGAAAUUAA